AGAAAUUUGCCUCUUCUUCCCCUUCUGCUCGCCUCGGCCCUUCCUGCUUGUACGCAUUUGCCCGAACACUCCGCCCGCGCCGCCAGCCAGCCACCCUCGACCUCCGCCGUCUCCUCCACUCCACACCAGUGACCUCCGCCACCGCCACCGCCACCGCCACCGCCACCGCCGCCGCCACGCCAUGCAGAAGGUGCGGCUCAAGUGGGUCAAGAACCGCGGGCUGGACCACAUCAUCGACCGGACCACCUCCAUCCGCGCGUCCUGCCUCAUGCUCGACUACCUCGCCCGCCAGCCUUCGUCCCCCGUGCCGGCCCGCUCCCUCGCGCGCUUCCAGAAGCCGCUAGGCCUCACCGUCCCCGUGCUCCGCUUCCUCCGCCGCCACCCGACCCUCUUCGCCGAGCAGCCGCACCCGCGCUUCCCCACGCUCCCCGCCUUCUCCCUCACCUCCGCCUCCGACAUCCUCCUCGGGCGCCUCGCCCGCGCCUCCGCCGUCGACUCCCACCUCCGCCUCGCGCGCCUCCUCCUCCUCACCCGCUCCAGGUCGCUCCCGCUGGCCUCCAUCCUCCCGCUCCGCUUCGACCUCGGCCUGCCCUACGACUUCGCAUCCUCCUUCCCCUCCUCCCACCCCGACCUCUUCGCGGUCUCCAACAACCACAUCUCCCUCUCCACCGCCCGCCUCCCCGACGACAUCGCCAUAUCCUCCCUCCAGCGCCGCCACGCCGAGGCUAUAACCGGGGCGACCUACCGCGACCUGUCCCGUCCGCCGUCCUCGUCGCAUGCCCCCCUCGCGUUCCCGAUGCGGUUCCCGCGUGGGUACGGAGGGAUGAAGAAGGUCAAGGCUUGGAUGGAUGAUUUCCAUCGGCUACCUUACAUCUCCCCGUAUGAUGAUGCCUCAGGGAUCGACCCUGAUAGCGAUAUCUACGAGAAGAGGAACAUUGGUUUGCUGCAUGAGUUGCUCGGGCUGAUGGUGCACAAGAUGGUCCGGAGGAAUGCGAUCCGGUUGCUCCGCGAGGAGCUUGGCCUGCCUCACAAGUUCACAAGGUUGUUUACGCGGUAUCCUGGAGUAUUCUACCUGUCGUUGAAGUGCAAGACGACGACACUGGUGCUUCGCGAGGGGUACGAGAGGGGGAAGCUUGUGGAGAAGCACCCUCUCGCGGCUGUGAGGGACAAGGUACAGUAUGUGAUGCGCACUGGCGUGUUGUACCGUGGGAAGGGCCUUUCCAAGCUGGUUUUAGAUGAGGAUGACGAUGAAGAGGAGGGUACACUGGAUGGAGAUGAGGGGUUUCAAGGAGAGGGGAUGGAUGAGGAUGCUGAUGUUGAGUGCUUUGGAAUGGAGAUUGUGGAUGAUGACGGGCAUAGCAAUAAUGAUUAUGAUGAACACGAUAGUUCUGAUUGACACUGGAUGGUCAUUUCUGCUUGCUGGAUGUUGCUGUUUUGAGAUGAUGGGCGGUGACUUCACUCAGGGCACGAAGCAAGACGAGGACUAAGUUAUGAACUUUAGCCAGGUUAUGGCUGCAAAUUAGGUGUUGGUUUUGUAGGUGAUACUUACAUCCUGUUUGGGCAGAUGAUGAUUUGAUCAAAUUUGGGCAGACAAUGACCAAAUGCAAACUAUGCUUUCCUGGACUGCAGAAGAACUGCUUGGAAUUUUAUUAUAGUUGGAAUAGAAUGUAGAUAUUUCUUGAUUAAAUCGGCUCAUUUGUGAGGCGGAAAACAUUUAUCUGUUGCUAACCUUUUGUGAUGGCAAUCAGCCUCUCUCACCAGUCACAAAUGAUAGACAUGAGUGUCACAGUGUCUGUGACUCCUGCUCCUUACAAUCUUUCCAGCCAAAGUGAUGCUGACCAUGAAGCCUUUGCAGUCUUGGCAACUUCUGUAGGGCAAAUGAUUUGAGCUUGCCACGAUUGUUCUGAAGCCACGUUCUUUCUUUCUUAUUUUCUGGAUAGUGAUUUCUGCUUGCCGUGUGUUGCUGUUUUGAGAUGAGUUCACUCAGGUGAGGAUUUCAGCAACAUGUUUCAACUUAGUACCCGUAAACUGGGGAUUCACACAUGGCUUUCAGCAACUUGGUUUAACUUAGUUCCUGGAAAUGAGCAGUUUCAGAAGGCAAUCAUAAUACCAUCGUGAGUUGCAAUCAUAAGAUUUUGAUGUACUGCUUGAGAUGUAGAAAGCUUCUUUAGAUACCUAGUUUCUGUGGUGAUCUUUUAUUUGUCGAGGUAAAAUUUGUGCCUAUGGCUCUCUCUGCUCUCUGGAUAGCAUGAGAUGAGAGUCAUCAUGAUUUAACUGAAUGUUAGAUAUUAACUGAACACAUUUCAUGUACAGCUUCUUAUUCAAUUUGUGAUGCACACAAAACAGAGUGGCAGCGAUCUUAGCUUUGUUGGUUGCUGAGUGGUUGUAUUUACUACAGGGUGGUAUUACUCUAGAACAUGUUAUCACAUUUUCUAGGGGAAAUCAUUACUCUUGUUGGUAACUUGGUAUAUUAGAAACUGUCAAGUUGUCAUGUAGUAGUAUCUAGUACUAGAGGUACUCUGACUCUUUUAAUAUUGGUUGGCAUGGGGGCGUACUAGAAAACUAGAAAUAACUUGGAAGGCUGCUUGAUAGCCUAGCUUCGAGAAGCUCAAGUAUCACUGUGUCUCUUUUAGGCAUGAAGCAAGCCUAACUAGGACUAAGUCAGACAUGCGCUUUUCCUAGGUAAUGGUUGCAAAUUAGAUGCCGGCUUAGUAGGUGAUACUUGCAUCCUGUUUGGGCAGACAAUGAUUUGAUCAUAUUUGGGCAGACCACGACCAAAUGCAAACUAUGAUUCCCUGGAUUGCAGACGAUCUGCUUGGAAUUUGGAUUAAACUGGAAUAUGAUGUAGAUAUUUGUAGAUUGACUCAGCUCAUUUGUGGGGUGGAAAACGUUAUCUGUUGUGAGAGCAACCAGCCUCUCUCACGAGUCACCAAUGAUAGAUUGAUCGACAGAGUGUCGCAGUGCCUCUAACUCUUGCUCCUUACAAUCUUUGCAGCUAAAGUGAUGCUGACCAUGGAGCCAUUGCAGUCUUGGCAACUUUUGUAACACAAAUGAAUUGAGCUUGCUACGAUUAUUCUGAAGUCAUGUUCUUUCUUUCU
Messenger RNA from Hordeum vulgare subsp. vulgare (domesticated barley), 3098 nucleotides. RefSeq names its product protein WHAT'S THIS FACTOR 9, mitochondrial. Bases 182 to 1396 code for a protein of 404 amino acids. Gene Ontology annotation, molecular function: RNA binding. The record is from RefSeq and is a predicted model, not a curated record. The transcript has 2 exons. Lineage: Eukaryota; Viridiplantae; Streptophyta; Magnoliopsida; Poales; Poaceae.